Panicum virgatum (switchgrass) is the source of this 3101-nucleotide messenger RNA. RefSeq names its product disease resistance protein Piks-1-like. The transcript is spliced from 2 exons. The coding region runs from base 1874 to 2266 and encodes 130 amino acids. Gene Ontology annotation, molecular function: metal ion binding. Lineage: Eukaryota; Viridiplantae; Streptophyta; Magnoliopsida; Poales; Poaceae. The record is from RefSeq and is a predicted model, not a curated record.
CUGCCCCCUGGGGGCCGCCGGCCGCCGCCGGCGGCCACCGCGCCGCCCUUUGCAGCAUCCACGAGUAGCGCCCCCAAAUCUUCUCGCCCCUCCUCCCCUUCUCGUUUCCUCUCAUGGCUAGCGCAAGUCCAGGCCAUGGAGGCCAGCCGGCGGAGCGAUUCCGUCCGUCCCUGGCGAGCUUCGGUCCAGAGGGCCGUCGCUGCAAGCCGGGGCACGGCGGAUCUGCCCCUGUCGGCCAUCCCGGCACCGGUCAGUGGUGGGGCCGCCCCGCCUCCCCCUGAGUCGAGGAGGAGACAAACCCGGCGCCAAGUGCCGAUCCAGGCGGGAGGAAGGUCCUGCGUGGCCGGUUGGCCACCGCGUCGGCGUAUGUGCUUCGUCCCGGCGGUGGAGGAAGCGAUGGAAGAACGACGUCGAGGUCGUAGGCGAAGCCGGGCGGCCACGCAGGAGCAUCGACGGUGGGGAUGGAGGAGGCGCCGCCACCUCCAUUCCGAGGUCGUGUCAGCGUGGUCGACGGCAGCGGUGGAGGGGGCGGGAGCGGCAUCAAGGGCGGCGUCAUCUACGACAGUGGUGAGGACAAGGGGCGCGACAUUGAUGAGCGCCGACCACCACUCCCUUCAGUACGAACGCCGUUGAAACGGCGAGGAGGGAUGCGGUGGGCGGUGAUGUCGCGAAGGAAGCAACGAACGGCACCAUGCAACAUGUGUCGGCGAACGCCCCCGGUGGCUCUUGCACGGUCAUGACAGACUCCACUGCGUCGGUGAGUGCAUCGACCAUGGCGUUCAUAAAAGGGGCAUUAGGAGUUGUCGUCUUCUUAGUACCUCGCAAAAACUCCGGUGAAGUCUCCGGCGAGUCGAGUCCCUUCCCUUUCGUCCUUCUCUGCAUACCAGCGUCAGAGUGCAGAGCGUGCGUGCGUGAUAACGUGUGUUGAGUGAAAUAGAUGUCAACUCUUGUGUAUUGAUGAACAGUGUAGAAUAUAUAUAUAUAUAUAUAUAUAUGUGUGUGUAAAGGGGAACAGUCAGUUGCCUGUUGCGAAGGGGCCAAUGGCCCGAAGGUGUCCGCACCAAAAGAUGUCUAUUGCUAUGCCUACCGUACAAGUGUCAUUAGCAAUUGCUAAUGACAUCAUUAAUCCUAACACGAUAGAUGAUAGCCCGGACCUUGGUGGCGACGAAGCGUCAUCGUCGCGUGGUACCCUUUUGCGCGUGCCAAACGGGGCGAUCCAAAUGUGCUAGCCCUGUCGUGGCUCGUGCCCGCCUUGACCACCCGAGCCCGUCUUCCAAGUCGUUCUAACCGGACCCCGCGCGCGCGCGCGCGCUCUGGGGGUCUUCUCUGCCGCGCCGAGUGCGUACGGUAAAUUUGGAUCCUCGCGUGCGCCACGAUUGCUCGGCCACCAAGGAGGAGGGAUCAUCCAGCGCUCCGAAACGCGUACGGCUUUCCCCCAGCGCCGGCCGCUGCGCGUCGGCGGCAAUCAGACAGGGCGACGACCCCGUCUGCAACUGUAAAUUAAUGGCCAAGUCUCGUAAACAAAAGACCUCAUCCUCCCGUCGCAAAGCGAUCUCGCUCUGCUUCUUUAAUCUCUCUUCUAAUCGCGUGAGUGCUAACAACCCCAAGUCCUCGCCAUGACUUCGACCACUGCAGUUCGCGCACAUGCAGCUGCUGCUCCACCCUCGGCACUCUGCGGUCUGCUCGCUAAUAUAUAUCGCUCCGCCGAGGGCUCCUCUUCCUCCCACCACCGCGUCCCGAUCCCUGCUUCCUUCCGGUCUUCCACAUCGCCUCCACACGACGCCACCCGAUCGACGCGGCAUUUCAUUUCGAUUCAGAAGCUUGUAGGCAUCCCCGCCGCCGCGCGCCGCCGCCCGCCUGAAGAGAAUCAGCAAUGAAGCAGAAGAUCGUGAUCAAGGUGGAGAUGCCGUGCGACCGGUGCCGCUCCAAGGCGCUGUCCCUGGUGGCCGCCGCGGGCGGGGUCCUCUCCGUGGCGCUCGCCGGCGACGCCCGGGACCAGGUCGUCGUCGUGGGCGACGGCGUCGACCCCGUCAGGCUCGCCGGCGCGCUGCGCAGGAAGGUCGGGCCCGCGGAGAUCCUGCAGCUCGCCUCCCAGGCCAAGGACGAGGGCGCUGGCGGCAGCAAUGCCCCCGCCCCCGCCCCCGGCGCGCCGGCCCAGUACGCGCCGCCGACCGCGUGGCACUACUACCAGUACCCGCCGCCGGUGAGCGCCGUGUGCGAGCCCCCCGCCGCCGGGUACGAGGACAGCAUCUGCUCCAUAAUGUAGCGAGCGCAAGACCCCGCAAGUACGGAUUCCUCUGUUUUCAUACGACGGCUGACGGGUAGUACUUCUUUUUUUUCUUUUUUCCUCUACUUUUCCUUUUGCGAAAUAAUACUUCUUUUUUUCUAAGAAAUGACUUCUUUAGGAAAAAAAAUCGAAAAAGGUCAGACUUCUUUGGGCUUUGUUGGAUGUUGAUCCAUCUGUGUUUUUCAUAAAACUCCUCCUUUAAUUUUCAUGGGCUUGAUUUUGUUUCCGGGAAGGGGGCUUGAUGAUGGGCCGAAACCCCUGUCUGUAUCCCGGCCCAUUUCUGUUAGCAUUAAUUAUAUAGAAGAAAUUUUUCGUGUUCGAGACAAAUUCAACGGCAGCAAUUUCACUUCACGAGAAUAAUGAAAGACCAAAGCGAGUGUGAAAAGUCCCUGGUGCAACGAGGACAAAGUCGAAAAUCGCAGAGCGCUACCGAGUCAGAUCGAUGCUUCAUCUUCCGAUCGGCAGUGAUAGUAAAUUUCGAGGAAGAAGUACUAGGUCGGUUCCAAAAAGGAGCCGCCAAAAAGAUGCCGUCGAUCGCCAGCGAAAAAAAAAAGAAAUCCAGAGCUCCGGAUUUACCCCGCCGCAUCAGGAACAACUGCCGCCUGAUGUCGUUCUCGUUCUUAAGAAAAUGAGAACGAAAGAACCUACGACUGGACACCAGCUCACCAUCGCCUCCAUGAUUGGCGAAUUCUUCUUCGCGGGUGAUCUGGCGACCGGUGAAGCUGGCUUGACCUGCUGGCACCCUGGCGACCGUCUCCAGCCGCCACCGGAUUUCGCUAACCCGUUCGAUCAACCUGGUCUUACCGACGCUCUU